CCAAUGCAAGUCGGUCGUCUCAGAUGGAUUGGACUGGGAGCACACAUGCUUGAAUAUGUGGGCCUACAAUUUUUAGCUGCCGACCGUUCUCCAUCAUUUGCAGAAUUUUUGCCCACCACCGGUCAAUUAAUAAGAGGCGCCGCCGUACCCGGGCAGAGUUUGUCAAUUCCGAUCCGUUACAUGACCGAUUCACUCCCGUCGACGUCGUCGCUCCUGCCGGAGUUUGUUGUGGCCUAACUUCCAUCAACAUCAUGCUAGACCUGAUGAUUCUAGAAAUGGCAGAAAGUCUCCAACAUGUGUUCUCGGCUUGUCGCUAGAUCUUACCGCGCAUCAGCCCAUAAAAAGGGCUCGCCCGACCACAAUGUUCAUCAAAUUGCUUAAAAUCUCUCUCUCUCUCUCUCUCUCUCUCUCUCUCUCUCUCUCUCUCUCUCUCUCUCUCUGCAUCCAUGGAAACCACCAUUAGCGCUCUUGGUCCGGGUGCACUCUACAUGUUGGUCAUGUUGCUUUUGUCUUUACAAGGAUCUCCCACUGGAGCUACUGAUGUGAUCACAGCGACGCAGCCGCUCUCCGGGCAACAGAAGCUGGUCUCCCAGGGUGGCAAGUUCGCUAUGGGAUUUUACCAACCAAGUGGUGGACCCCAAGACAAGUGGUACAUUGCAAUAUGGUAUAACAAGGUGCAAAAAGUGACUCCGGUGUGGAUAGCCAACAGGGAGACACCGAUCUCCAACCCAGACUCAUCAGUGUUAACUAUCUGGACAGAUGGUAACCUAGUUCUUCUCAACAAGUCUAGAUCCAUAGUCUGGUCCAGCAACACCUCAGUCACUGCUGGAGCCUCCAACACCACCACUGUUGCUGUGCUUCUAAAUACCGGCAACCUAGUUCUAGCAUAUGCAUCCAACACCUCUAAUAUGAUAUGGCAGAGCUUUGAUCACCCCACAGACACCCAGCUUCCCGGCAUGAAGUUUGGACGGAACAAGCUCACAGGUGUGAGCAACCGCCAAGUCUCAUGGAGAGACCAUACAGACCCAUCUCCAGGCAUCUUCUCACUUGUGAUGGACCCAAACAUAACAGCACAAUACCUAUUUAUAUGGAACAAUUCUCGAUCCUACUUCACACCUGGCAAAUUCAACCCCCAGACAGGCGCAUUUGCCGGCAUACCGUCGAUGACGGUGAUGUCGCGGCCGAACUCGGUAUACUCAUACGAGUAUGUGGACAAUGACAAGGAGGAGUACUUCUUGCUCACGGUCAAUGACGACAACAUCUUCCUCCGUACCGUGAUCGACCCAUCCGGUCAGCAAAAGGGGAUGGUAUGGAUGGAGGAGAAGCAAGAUUGGAUGCUAUACUUUGUGGAGCCCAGUGAUCUGUGCUCUGUCUAUUCUGCUUGUGGGGCUUUCAGCUGGUGCGCCGUGGACAGUGUCCCUAUGUGCAGCUGCCUUUGGGGCUUCAGCCCGCAGAGCCCAACUGAAUGGAGCUCAGGAAACUACACUGGAGGCUGCACCAGGAAUGUUGCGUUACCAUGCCGCCUGAGUGGCGGAGGCUCAACGCCAUCGAUGAGUAGUGGAUAUGAGGAGGAUAGAUUCUACGUUACCAACAAUGUGAGGUUGCCUGAUGGGUCACAGGUUGUGCAAGCUACGACCAUAAGUGACUGCGAGGUAGCCUGCCUUCACAACUGUUCUUGCUUGGCCUACUCUUACAACGGCACCUGCUCUCUUUGGUACAAUGAUUUGGUGAACCUGCAACAAGAUCUUGACAACAGAGGGGAUAAUAUCUUCAUCCGGCUUCCUGCUUCUGAGAUCCGGCACACCAAAUCUAUUAGAGGGCGAACAAUAGGUCUUGCCAUCGGAGUCUCUGCACUCACAUUGGGUGUGAGCCUUAUUGGUGUCUUGUGUCUUCUUAGAAGGAGAAGGAUCAAGGGUUUACAUAACAUUGACAUGAACUUGAUGGCUUUUGGGUACAGAGACAUGAAAUUGAUAACCAAGAACUUUACUGAUAAGCUAGGUGGAGGUUCUUUUGGCUCUGUGUUCAAAGGAGUCCUUCAGGAUGGCACUGUUGUAGCAAUCAAGAGGCUCGAAGGUGUUCAUCAAGGUGAGAAGCAGUUCCGGGCAGAGAUGAGUACAAUUGGAAACAUUCACCAUCUAAACCUGAUCCGGUUGGUAGGGUUUUGCUCCGAGGGAGAGCACCGGCUGCUCGCCUACGAGUACAUGGCACAUGGUUCACUGGAUGGGUGCCUGUUCAAGACUAGCUCUGAUGAUUUACUGCCUUGGAAGACGAGAUACCAAAUAGCUAUUGGAGUUGCCAAAGGGUUAACUUACCUGCAUGACAAAUGCAGGGAUUGCAUCAUCCAUUGUGAUAUCAAGCCACAGAACAUAUUGUUGGACACAUCCUUUGUUCCUAAAGUGUCAGAUUUCGGACUAGCAAAGCUGCUAGGCCGGGAUUUCAGCAGGGUCAUGACGACGAUGCGAGGAACCAUCGGGUAUCUGGCACCUGAAUGGAUAAGCGGCACGGCCAUCACCACGAAAGCUGAUGUGUUCAGCUACGGGAUGAUGCUCUUUGAGAUCAUCUCACACAAAAGAAAUAUAGAUGAGCAUGGUGGAGACCGACGUGUGGACAAGUUCUUCCCGAUACUUGUUGCGGAGAAAAUUCAAGAAGGAAAUGUGCAGGCGCUGUUGGAUUCUGACCUGAGAAGGGACGUUGACUUUGAGGAGCUCAAGAGGGCUUGCAUGGUUGCCUGUUGGUGUGUCCAGGAAGACGAGUCCUCUAGGCCGACCAUGGGAGCAGUUGUACAAAUGUUGGAAGGCCUCAUAGAGGUUACUAUGCCACCAGUUCCACGAUAUCUUAAGGUUCUUGCUGAAUCUGCGUACCAACCAUCGACUGUCUCGGACAAGCUGGCUGCGGUGUAGUUACAAGCUUGUUGCACUGCGUAUAUGUAUGUUCAUUUCAUCAGAAGACAUCCUCAUAUGUGAUGAGUUUUUCUUUAUGUAUAUAUACACACCUGUAAAAAUUAAAGGUUUCUCAUAACUGUAGUGGAUCAUUAUUCGUGGUUUAGUUUAUUGAUUUAUAUAUAAAGUGAGGCUAAAAUGCCUCUCAUCUGAUGA
Messenger RNA from Panicum virgatum (switchgrass), 3095 nucleotides. Its product is annotated as G-type lectin S-receptor-like serine/threonine-protein kinase At2g19130. Gene Ontology annotation, molecular function: protein serine/threonine kinase activity; ATP binding. Bases 447 to 2900 code for a protein of 817 amino acids. The transcript is spliced from 2 exons. Lineage: Eukaryota; Viridiplantae; Streptophyta; Magnoliopsida; Poales; Poaceae. Gene Ontology annotation, biological process: protein phosphorylation; recognition of pollen. The record is from RefSeq and is a predicted model, not a curated record.